CUUCAAGUCCCAUCAUCCAACGGGGGUUGCUAGGUUCAGCGCAUCAACCAAUCAGAAUUAGAGAACGGCAAAACAGCUUUUGUGCGGCGAACCAUAGCCUUCGCACAUGCGCAGACAAAGCCGGGGCAGAGAUCUAAUCAUGGACCAGGAGGUGACAUCUAAGAGCGACACAGAAGACUCACCAAGCCUAGGUGUACCAGAGCACGGAGCAGAGUCUGAACCCAUCACAAGAGAACCCAUCUCACCAAGUGGAUGUGAGCCACCAUCUCCAAGUGAUGAAGAAGAUGGAAAAGAUAAAGCUAACUAUACUCAGCAAAAAUUAAGGUGCCGGAAGUUCAGCAAACAAAAGCCCAUGGAGAUAAAUUCAAGUAAGGAAUUUGCUAGCUGUAAGGAAUCAGAUAGUGUCUUUGAAAAUAUGAGUUCUCCAGAAAAUGAAGUCAAAACUCAAAAUGAAGACGAUGAAGAGAAGAACAUUAGCAAACCACGUCUACGUAAAUUAACUGUGGAGUCUAAGUAUAAGAGCAAGAAACGUGACAAAGAUUCCCUAGAGAUUUCAAAAUUCUCUAUCCCUUACUGCCCCUUCAAGGUGCAGAAGACUUAUAUAUGCACCGAAUGUGGACGAAGCUGCAUCUCCAGUUCUCACCUCAUCAUACAUCAGAGGUCCCACACUGGAGAACGGCCUUUCUCUUGUAAUGACUGUGGAAAAAGUUUUGCCCGAAAGUCUUCGCUGGUAAUUCAUGAGAGGAUCCACACUGGAGAACGUCCAUACACCUGCACACAUUGUGGGAAGAGCUUCACUAGCAGUGCGACGCUCUCCACUCACAUAAGAAUCCACACUGGAGAGAGGCCAUAUGUCUGUUGGGAGUGUGGGAAAAGUUUUACCAGUAACUCUUCUCUCUUUAUACAUAACAGGACACACACAGGAGAGAAGCCAUACAUCUGUGUGGAGUGCGGGAAGACUUUUUCAUACACAUCCGCUCUUGUCAUACACAAGAGGUCUCACACAGGAGAGAAGCCAUUCACCUGUGACGAGUGCGGAAAAAGUUUUGCUGACAACUCUCGACUAGUAAAACAUAAGACUGCUCAUACCGGAAAUUGGGCGUUUAUCUGUACUGUGUGUGGUAAAGGUUUCACUUGCUACUCAAACCUCAAUGUUCACCAGAGGUCACACACGGGGGAGAGGCCAUACGCAUGUAAUACGUGCGAUAAGAGGUUUGCUCUCAAUAGGGAUCUUGUCCGCCAUCAGACAACCCACACCGGUGAAAGGCCCUAUGCUUGCUCGGAGUGUGGCAAGUGUUUCACUCGUAAGGCUCACCUGACCACCCAUGUCAAAUCUGCACACGUGUAAAAUCAGUCAAGGUGGUUGAAUAAUUAAAAUUGCAAACAACUUUUCUACAUGGUCAGCUAUGGUGCCACAUAGCUGACCAAAAGCAUUAUCAGAUCGGUAAGAAGUACAAGGCACGGUCUUCACAAAAUGUGACCUAAUUUGAGGUAUCACAGCACAUAAGACGUAAAGACCAGACGUUUUGUGGACUUUUCAGCUAUUUUAUGUCAGUUUGCACUAGUCAUAAACUUUGUAAUAUCUCCAGAAAAUAUAAAUUAAGAGUCUACAAGUCAGGGGGCAAUGUUUGUGAUGCUAAAAAGCUUAAGGUUUUUUUAGCACUUCCUUUCCCCUCUUUGAGUUGGAAGGGGGCAGGCUUAGCUACUGAAAUGAGCCUGUCAGUCGCAACACGGAAAAGGAAAUGGGAGAUCUCAUGUCCAGACUAAGACGGUGAGUCAAAAGUCUCAGGACACCAUUUUAUUUCAGAAACGAAAGGGAAAAUCAAAUAUCUGAAUACCCCAGCAAGAAAUGGGUGAGGGGGGCCUAUCUUUUAGGCCAGCGAUCAGCAACCUUCGGCACUCCAGCGGUUGUGAAACUACAAUUCCCAGCAUGCCCCAUUCAUUUCUUAGAAGAGCAGAGCAAGUAAGCAUACUGGGAGUUGUAUGCCGGAGGUUGCCUACCCCUGUUUUAGGCUAUGUCCAGAACAUGGCCACCAUAUUUGGAUCAAAUUUUUCCAAUUGGAAGGGGGUCAUGUAGCAUAUCAUAGAAGACCAGAAUUUUCUCAGAAAUCGAUUGCCGCAAUCAGAUUUGCAA
Messenger RNA from Bufo gargarizans (Asiatic toad), 2134 nucleotides. RefSeq names its product gastrula zinc finger protein XlCGF28.1-like. Lineage: Eukaryota; Metazoa; Chordata; Amphibia; Anura; Bufonidae. Gene Ontology annotation, cellular component: nucleus. Gene Ontology annotation, molecular function: DNA-binding transcription factor activity, RNA polymerase II-specific; RNA polymerase II cis-regulatory region sequence-specific DNA binding. The record is from RefSeq and is a predicted model, not a curated record. The coding region runs from base 107 to 1348 and encodes 413 amino acids. The transcript has 3 exons. Gene Ontology annotation, biological process: regulation of transcription by RNA polymerase II.